Molecule: messenger RNA, 1840 nt
Organism: Argiope bruennichi
Lineage: Eukaryota; Metazoa; Arthropoda; Arachnida; Araneae; Araneidae
Exons: 4
Coding region: 644-1435 (263 amino acids)
Source: RefSeq, a predicted model, not a curated record
UGUAGGCAUUAAUUGUAAUCAUUCGGUAAAAAUUUCUAAAUUAUUUUAAUUCCUUCGAACUUACAAAUAUUUUUCAGCACAAAAUUCAAUAUUAUAUAUCUAAAACCAAGUACUUUAAACAUAUAAAAAUUUAUUAAUUAGUAACAACAUUUUUAUGAUUCUAAAUUAACUAUGCAUUUGUAUUCAAUUAUGAGAUGUGAUUAGAUCAAUUAGGAGAUUAUGUGAGAUUACUUUUAAAGGAACAUAUAAGCAGUGAAGCGAACACAAAAGACAGCAACUUUAUUUUGAAAGAAAGAUUUCAAAGCUUCAUUCGGUCAUUUCGCAACAUUUAAAAUUUUCCAUCAAUAAAAUUCAUUGAACAAAUAGAUAUUUUAAUGACAGUUCAACAAUAAACUUAUGGAAUGACAUUCAAGCUUCAACCUUCAGUAAAUAAAAUAAAAAUUUAAAAAAUCCUAAUUAGCAACUGACUUUUAAAUGAACACUGUAUACUAUAUAGAAAAACAUUGCUAUAAUUACGUCGAAUAGUGCUUUAAAUAUAUAUUCACACACACACACACACACCAAAAGAAGAGAUUCGUUACAUUCAGAGAAUAUUUCCAUUCGAAAUUGGAAAGCAACAUACUAUGCCUGACUCGAAAGCACGAUGGUCAUCUUUACCUGUAUCUUCGUAUUGCUCACCGUCGUCUUGAGUGCAUUGUCCACUGUCUCCCUGACCUUCAGCCUACUUUCGAAUGAGUGGGAGACAGUCACCUACAAAAUGGAAGGGGUGGAAGAAGUGGCAAGACUCAAAAACCACACCCUGCAAUGGUUGCCACAAGAACUAGGAAGGCUUGAAAUACCAGAAGACCAAUUGGACAAAUACGAAGACAAAUCGAAGACAAAUACGAAGAAGAUGGUCGUGGUGUAUCUUGUGCCAGCUUAUGGUGGCGUUAACAAUUUAUGCCCCAACAUUACAGAUGCUGCCAAAAUUUUAACAAAAAAAGAUGGCUACGAUUUCGACAAUUGUAUAUCGUACCUCUCAACUGAAAAAAUUCUAUCCAGAGACUCUUGGCUUGAUAGAAUGCGGAACCUGGCCAUGUCAUGUGCCAUGGUAUGUCUCAUCUUAUUGGCUUUUUCUGCACCCCUCGGUCUCUUAGGUCUCUUCAAGAAACAGAUCAGCACCAUAAUGGUCACAGGUGUUAUGUACAUACUCGCAGGAGUUUUUGGAGUCUUCAACCUUGUCUUCAUGCACUUCAAACGUGUAAAGUCGGAUGGAUUUUACACCAGCACCGUUCUUGAUCACAAUUUAUCAGAAGAUUAUAUGAAGCACAGAAUCUUCACAGUGGGUUGGCCUCCAACGGCUGAAUGGGCAGGCCUCAUUCUAUGUCUACUUGCAAGCCUCUUUUGGUUGCUUCUUGCCAAGAUCUACAGGUUCCAGAUACUCAGUCCAACAUAAAACUGGCCUGCCAAUGGCCUUGAAAUAUAUGCGGAGUUUAAGUGGGAAAUAUAAUUUCCCAUACAACUUCUAAAAAUACAAACGGAUGGCUGCUAUGACAAAAAAAAAUCUGGACUUGAAAUUCUGACGAGAAUAAUUUUGAUUCGAUGAUUCAUUAUCACAAUUUUUCUUCUACUUAUUGCACAGAAUGAACAGAGGUGAACUUCAUUUAGUGAGAAUUUUCUGCACAGAUGAAACUUUUGUACAGAUGAGAUUUCAUUUAAAUAAAUAAGACUCUCAAUAAGGCAGUACUAUAACCUUCACUUGAAAUAAAUCUUCAUUUUCAAGCCCCUUCAAAUUUCAAGUUCUUUACAUGCUGUUUUGCUUAACAUCUGGAUACAGCUCCAAACACCAUACAAAAUUUGA